Molecule: messenger RNA, 1936 nt
Organism: Paramecium sonneborni
Lineage: Eukaryota; Ciliophora; Oligohymenophorea; Peniculida; Parameciidae
Source: the annotation of a GenBank genome assembly
UAAUAAUUGAAUAUAUGAUAGAAACAAUUUAGCAAGAGAUAGCUCCUCUAAAUACUAAUAAACCUGAACCGUCUACUUCUAAAACAUUACGAAGUAGAAAAGUUGUUGAUUUAGUUUUCUAAAAUAUCACCUAUCAAAUAAGUAAUUAUUAAAGAAUAUAUUUAGAGAGUAGAGUAAUACUUAACAAUAUAAGUGGAAUAUGUCCUGGAGGGCAUGUAACAGCAAUAAUGGGAAGUUCUGGAGCAGGAAAGACAACAUUAUUGAAUGUAUUAGCUUGUCGGAUUUCUAAUUCUAAAACAAAUAAACUAACUGGACAAUUAUUGGCAAAUAGUAGUCCUUAUGAUUACGAGAAGUUCUCAAAGUUUGCCUCAUAUGUUAUGUAAAAUGAUGUUUUAAUGGAAACUAUGACUCCAAAAGAAGCACUUGAAUUUGCAGCUAAUUUAAAAUAUAGCGAUAAUCAAGUUAAAGAGUCUCGAGUUAUUGAAACACUUAAAUGUAUGAGACUUGAAAGAUGCCAGAAUACAUAUAUAGGAGGAAUUAAUAUGAAAGGUAUUUCUGGAGGUGAACGAAAAAGGACUUCUAUUGGCUACGAAUUAGUCUCCAAUCCUAGUUGCAUCCUACUUGAUGAACCAACCUCAGGAUUAGACUCUUUUACAGCUUUUUAAAUUAUGUAAUUAUUUUAUUCUCAUUAAUUUAUAGCCAUUAAUUAAGAAAAUUAUCAGAUGAGUAAGAUAGAACUAUUAUUUUCACUAUACAUUAACCAAGUUCAGAUAUAUUCUUACUUUUUGACAGAAUUAUGCUUUUAGUUUAAGGCAAAAUAGUAUAUUAAGGAUCAAGAGAAAAUAUUAUUAAUCAUUUUAGUAGUUUUGGAUUUAAGUGUCCUGAACAUUCCAAUCCUAUGGAUUAUUUUUUAUCUAUCACUCAUUCUGAAGACAAGUAAAAUGUUGAGAAUUACAGUUUAUAUUUUGAGAAUUAUCAAUAGAAAUUACAAAAAUAUAUUGAAUCUGAAAUUUCGAAUUGUUGUAAUUCAGAUGUACCAUUAAAAACUAAUGAAACUACAUUUACCUAUUAAAUUGGUGAAAUAUCUUCAAGAGGAGUUAAAAAUAUAAUGAGAGAUCAUAUGCAAUUUAAAGCUAAAGUUAUGUAAGCUAUCUUCUUAGGACUACUCAAAGGAGGUGUAUUUUGGGGAUCUGGUCGAAACAGUGGUAAAUUAGAAGAUUUAUUAUCAAUAUCAGGAGGUAUCAAUAUUAUUUUAAAAUUUUUUAGCUUUAUUUUUUAUCUGUGUAGAUUUUACAAUGAAUGCCAUAAUGUCAUGUAUUUUAAGUUUUUCAGUAGAAAGAGAAGUUUUUUUGAGAGAAGAAAAUUCAAAAUUAUACACAACAUAAUCUUAUUUUUUAGCAAAAUAAUUAAUUGAAAUACCAUUUUGUGUUAUUUCACCUUUGAUCUAAUAGAUUAUAGCUUAUUGGAUGAUAGGAUUAAAUGAUUAUUCUGGAGAAAUUGUGUUAACACAUCUAUUGAUGUCAGUUUUAGUUUUUGUAUGUUCCAAUUCAAUGGGUAAGAAUAUUUAUUUAUUAUUUUAAGGAUUAAUGGCUGGAGCUGCAUUUAAAGAUAUUUAAUUAGCCUUAAAUAUUGUACCAGCAAUAGUGACUCCAUUGAUUAUCUUUUCUGGAUUUUAUUCAAAUCAAAAAUCAUUUUAUCCUUGGAUUGGAUGGUUGUAAUAUUUAAGUCCAAUGAAAUAUGGAUUUGAAGCAAUGUCUUACAAUGAAUAUGAAGGGAAAUUAUAUGAUACAAAUCCAGAAGAACUUUAUGGUUUUGAUAUUGGAUUGUGGUGGUGUGCUUUAAUAUUAUUUGGUUAUAUAAUAGUAUAUAGAGUGAUGGCAUUCCUAUUCUUAUAUGGAUUAAAAUAAAAACUCUAAUGAUAUUGAAUGUAUUAAGU